Arachis duranensis is the source of this 2638-nucleotide messenger RNA. Its product is annotated as ABC transporter G family member 3. Lineage: Eukaryota; Viridiplantae; Streptophyta; Magnoliopsida; Fabales; Fabaceae. Bases 367 to 2538 code for a protein of 723 amino acids. The record is from RefSeq and is a predicted model, not a curated record. The transcript is spliced from 12 exons. Gene Ontology annotation, cellular component: membrane. Gene Ontology annotation, molecular function: ABC-type transporter activity; ATP hydrolysis activity; ATP binding.
GAUAAAGUAAGAUGCGAAAUGCUAAGUAAGAAAGAAAAGUAACGCAUAGCAAUUAGUAACACAUAAGAAUCAUCUGCGGGUUAAGGGGGUCAAAUACUCAAAUCCUCACAAAUGGUUUCAGAAAAUUGAAAAACCAAACACCAAAACUAAACUAAACGCUGAAUGGACUGAACACAGCACUUUCUUUCUUUCUCUCUCUUCAGUGUUGUGUUUCUUUUCUCAUUCUCUCAGCUUUGCUUAGAUCCAGGGUGUUGUUGAUAGUGUUAACUACUGAUAGAAAAACAAUGUAUUGGUAUAUGCUUUAAGGAGAUACCCGCUGCUUGUGAAAUUGACAUAUAAACUCUGACAUCUAGAAGAAUUUUAGAUAUGGAAGAAAUACAGUCUCAAUCAGAUAAUUAUAGGUCUUCAUCAUCUUCAGCAAGCAGCCCGGCAAGCAGGGUUCCAUCAAGUAACUUCUUCUACUUGCGAAAACCUGGUUCAAUCAGGCAGCCAAUUUCGUUUGAGGAUUCACCUGAGUGGGAGGAUACUGAUACAGAUCUUAGAAUUGAGGAAGGAGGUGACUCCAUUAAUGCUGCGACAACGCCGGCUUCUCCUUCUCUCUCAAAGAUCAACAGUGGAUCCUUGCCGUCACCUCGUGUACCGGAGGGUGUGGUUAUACCUCGCAAAAUUGCUGGGGCUUCUGUUGCCUGGAAAGAUUUAACUAUUACAAUAAAGGGAAAAAGGAAGUACUCUGAUAAGGUUAUUAAGAGUUCAACUGGUUAUGCUUUACCGGGGACAAUGACUGUAAUUAUGGGUCCUGCCAAAUCAGGAAAGUCUACUUUAUUGAGAGCCAUUGCAGGAAGGUUGCAUCCGUCAGCCAGGAUGUAUGGUGAAGUGUUUGUGAAUGGGGCAAAGUCGCACAUGCCGUAUGGGUCAUAUGGCUAUGUGGAGAGAGAAACAACUUUGAUUGGUUCCCUCACCGUGCGAGAGUUUCUAUCCUAUUCAGCCCUACUUCAACUUCCUGGUUUUUUGUGUCAGAAAAAGAGUGUGGUAGAGGAUGCAAUACAUGCAAUGUCUUUAGAUGACCAUGCAAAUAAACUUAUAGGUGGACAUUGUUAUAUGAAGGGACUUCCUAGCGGGGAGAGAAGGCUUGUCAGUAUUGCCAGGGAGCUUGUGAUGAGACCACGCAUCUUAUUUAUCGACGAACCUCUUUAUCAUUUAGACUGUGUAGCGGCACUUCUGAUGAUGGUUACAUUGAAGAGACUUGCAAGCACCGGUUGUACUCUUAUAGUAACCAUUUAUCAAAGUAGCACAGAAGUCUUUGGCCUUUUUGACCGUAUAUGUCUGCUUUCAAAUGGGAAUACCCUGUUCUUUGGGGAAACAUUAGCUUGCCUGCAGCACUUUUCAAAUGCUGGAUUUCCUUGUCCAAUCAUGCAAAGUCCUUCUGAUCACUUUCUGAGGGCAAUUAAUACAGAUUUUGACAGAAUAAUUGCGAUGUGUAAAAACUGGCAGGAUGACAACGGAGAUUUUUCUUCUGUCAACAUGGACACGGCUGUUGCUAUACGCACACUUGAAGCAACUUAUAAGUCGUCAGCAGAUGCAGCUGCUGUUGAGACUAUGAUUUUGAAACUCACUGAGAAGGAAGGUCCAGGUCUCAAAAGCAAAGGCAAAGCUAACAAUGCUACACGGAUAGCAGUCCUGACGUGGCGAUCUUUAUUAGUUGUUUCUAGGGAAUGGAAAUAUUAUUGGCUUCAUCUGAUUCUCUACAUGCUGCUCACACUAUGUAUUGGUACUGUUUUUUCUGGUUUGGGACAUUCCUUGUCUUCUGUUGCGACAAGAGUUGCAGCAAUUUUUGUAUUUGUAUCAUUUUGUUCGCUUUUAAGCAUUGCUCGGGUGCCUGCGCUAAUGAAAGAAAUCAAGAUUUAUACCUGUGAAGAAUCAAAUGAGCACUCCAGUACUAUAGUAUUCUUACUCGCGCAGCUCCUGUCGAGCAUCCCAUUUCUUUUUCUCAUUGCAAUUUCAUCGAGUCUAGUGUUCUACUUCCUCGUCAGGCUGCAAGAUCAGUUCAGCUUGUUAAUGUACUUUGUCCUGAAUUUUUUCAUGACUCUCUUAGUAAAUGAAGGAAUCAUGCUAAUUGUGGCUGCUUUGUGGCAAGAUGUUUUAGGAAGUCUCUUGACUCUCUUGUGCAUACAUGUGGUAAUGAUGCUUUCGGCAGGGUAUUUUAGAAUGCGGAACGCUUUGCCUGGACCUGUGUGGAUGUAUCCAAUGUCCUAUAUAGCUUUUCAUACAUACUCUAUUCAGGGGCUAUUGGAGAAUGAGUACCUUGAGAACUCGUUUGCAGUGGGGCAAGUUAGGACCAUAAGUGGGUUCCAAGCGCUCCAAAAUGUGUACAAUAUUUCACCUGAAUAUAAUUCAAAGUGGAAAAAUUUGUUGGUAUUGUUUGUAAUGGCAAUGGGAUACCGUAUUAUAGUGUUGGUUUUGUUAUUCUUGUUAGGCAGCAGAAAAAUGUGGCUCCUCAAAAGGUUCAAGUGUAAUAGGGAUACAACAGACACAAGUUGAUGUAUAUAUGUCAACCAACCAUGUAUGUUGUCCCCUAAUUCUUUUUUGUUCAUCAAGUUAUAUUAAUUCAUUAACAUCCUUUGGUUAAUGAACGAGCAAA